Emiliania huxleyi CCMP1516 is the source of this 375-nucleotide messenger RNA. RefSeq lists its product as hypothetical. The transcript has 3 exons. Bases 1 to 375 code for a protein of 124 amino acids. The record is from RefSeq and is a predicted model, not a curated record. NCBI's taxonomy places the organism in Eukaryota, Haptophyta, Isochrysidales, Noelaerhabdaceae.
AUGAGUCGGGCCGCCUUUUGCCUCGCGACUGCAGAGCUCUCGCUAAUCGGUGCAAGCGGGAACCUCCUUUCCGCCUGGGCGAUUGCCCGGCUGUCGGCGGCUCGCUCGGAGGUGCUGAUGGCGACGGCGCUCACGCUGCCCUCCUCUCGAGUCGGAGGCCGCACCUGGCUCUCCUGCGGCCUCUCCUGUGCCGCGGUGCUCUCGGUCGCUCGCAGGCACGCGCUCUCCGAUGCAUCGGCGGCGAGCGGCGACGCCUCCCUCCUCGCCUCCUCUCCCGCGGAUUCGCUCGCCCCAGCCGCGCUGCUGUGCUCCGCGCUGCUGUACUCGCUCGGCCGCGUGCGCUGCUCUCACUGGGUGAGCACUCUUGGACGCUAG